This is a messenger RNA of Verruconis gallopava, 1500 nucleotides long. RefSeq names its product eukaryotic translation initiation factor 3 subunit H. Lineage: Eukaryota; Fungi; Ascomycota; Dothideomycetes; Venturiales; Sympoventuriaceae. The record is from RefSeq and is a predicted model, not a curated record. The transcript is spliced from 3 exons. Gene Ontology annotation, molecular function: translation initiation factor activity; metallopeptidase activity; protein binding. The coding region runs from base 59 to 1156 and encodes 365 amino acids. Gene Ontology annotation, cellular component: eukaryotic 43S preinitiation complex; cytosol; cytoplasm.
CACGUCCAAAGUGCGACGACUUCCACAACACCUGUUGAAGUAAUACACAGCCGCCAAUAUGACCGAAGUCGUUCUCCGUGGCGUCCAAGUGGAGGCGCUGGUGGUCAUGAAAAUCAUUAAACACUGCUCACAAGCCUUUCCAUCGACUGCAACUGGCGCCCUCGUCGGCAUGGAAGUCAACGGGAUUCUUGAAGUUACAAACACGUUCCCCUUCCCCACGAUUGAAAAUUCUCCCAACCAAGCGGACAGCAGCCAAUAUUCCAACGAGUCUCGAAGCGAUGUUGCUGCAGCAGCACCGCGCGCAAAAGCCAACACGGUGUACCAAAAUGAGAUGAUCAAACUGCUGAGAGAGGUUAAUAUUGAUGCGAACAACGUAGGAUGGUACACGAGCACAAGCAUGGGCAAUUUCGUGAACCUUCAGACGAUAGAGAAUCAGUUUUUUUUUCAAAAAGAGCUGGGCGAGAGUCAUGUUGCGCUGGUACAUGAUGUCAGCAGGAGCAGCGCUGGUACGUUGAGUUUGAGAGCGUUUAGGUUGAGUCCGACGUUUAUGGCUGCAUAUCGGGAAGGCAAAUUCACCGUUGAGUCGAUCCAGAAGACGAACUUGAAGUACCAAGACAUACUUGUCGAGCUGCCUCUAACCAUCCACAACUCCCACAUCCUAACCUCCCUGCUCCAUCAACUGCCUUCAUCACCACCGAAAUCACCCUUGGAUUUUCCACCCUCCCUCGCGGCUCUCAAAAAUGAUCCACUGCUCACUAGUCAACCGCUGGCGCCAAAUUUCGAUUCCCUCGACCUAUCUAUCGAUCCUUUCCUCGAGAAAACAUGUGAUCUGCUUCUCGACUCGAUAGAGACGCACCAGAACGAGCUGAAUAAUCACCAGUACUACCAGCGUAGCCUGGCACGCGAGCAGGCCAAAAUUACGGCAUGGCAACAAAAGCGAAAGGCGGAGAAUCAGGCGAGGAUUGCGGCUAAGCAGACACCAUUGCCAGAGGACGAGUGGCAGAGACUUUUCAAGCUCCCAACAGAGCCAAGCAGACUAGAGAUUCUUCUAAACAGCAGGCAGGUUGAGCAAUAUACCAGGCAGGUGGACGGUUUCACAGCGAGUGUAUCUGGAAAGAUGUUCGCCGUGAAGAGUAAUUUGUUGCCGGGAGAAUGAACAGGGUUGUAUAACUGCAAGGGAGGAGAGACCCAACUUGAUUAUCAUGGGAAGAGAAAAUGCAUAGAUGGCGUUCAGGCGGCAAUAUUAGCGGAACGAAGACAUGAGGUAUGUCUACCAUGCUUUUUUCGCCGUCUCUUUGGGAAAGCGCGUGCUUGAUAUAUUACACGCCACCAAGGGCUGUGAACCAAACAACGAGGCUAGCUUAGGUUAGUCAUAGAUUAUAUCGCAGAUUUUCGACCUGCUAAAGGAGUGCUCUUGCGUUCUUCAGCAUUUCAUUUGUAAACUCUAGAGAAGAGGAAGGUUUGAAUCUUUGCAGCGCAGCUGCAAGGUCGUCGCACGCU